Messenger RNA from Kuraishia capsulata CBS 1993, 1236 nucleotides. RefSeq lists its product as uncharacterized. Gene Ontology annotation, cellular component: DNA replication preinitiation complex. Gene Ontology annotation, molecular function: DNA replication origin binding; single-stranded DNA binding. Bases 1 to 1236 code for a protein of 411 amino acids. Gene Ontology annotation, biological process: mitotic DNA replication preinitiation complex assembly; double-strand break repair via break-induced replication; DNA replication initiation. The transcript has a single exon. Lineage: Eukaryota; Fungi; Ascomycota; Pichiomycetes; Pichiales; Pichiaceae. The record is from RefSeq and is a predicted model, not a curated record.
AUGGCAACUGUGGCAAAGAUAGAGGAGAAAAUCGGACUUUUGAAGAAGGAGAUCAAACAAUGGGAACACAGCUUUGCCAAUGGCAACGACGGGCGAUUGCCUGAGUUCAAGGACGUGAAGAGCAACGAGGGUAUGGCGCGGAAGUACAAGAAAUACGAGAAAUAUAAGCGGGCAUUGCGAAGCACUUUGGAGUCUGAAGCAGUGAAAGUGGUGGAAGUUGAUCAGAGUCAAUUAAAUGAUAAUGAGUUCGAUGAUAUCAAAACGAAACUUCAACAAGAAGAGGAAGAGGAGACCUUGGUGAUCACCGAAUUGGGCCCGACCCCUCAAUUGGGAGGAAGGAUCCUUGGACUAUUCGAUCUGAAACUACUGGAAAAAGAGCCACAGAUCCCCGAAACUCCAACAAAAAAGCAGGAUGCGACGUUCAAGACCCCUACCAAGAAGGCCAAGCUACUGACCUUUGGGGAUAUGACACCCUCAACUGCGAGGGUUCUCCAAGAACCGAACGGAUCUCCGUCCAAAGAAGUGAUGGACACACCAAUUUACUUGCGGAGAGAAAGCAGGCAAGUGGAGCCGAUUCACUUUGGAUCCAGCCCUACUCUCGCACCAACAUCUGACCCAACACAGCUAACACCAACCAAGUGGGCAAAGGCCCAACUGAUCUCGCCCACGAAGAUAAUCGAGCCAUCACCGGUAUUGAAGUCUCGAAACAAAUCCAUUUUUCAGAUGGGCCAUGAAAUUGAGGAACUGAAGAGGCAGCGCGAAAAUAUGCACGAGAGUGAUAUCGAGGACGAGGAUAUACGGCUCCUUAUCCAGAGUGAAAACCUUGCUCUAUCACAGGAAAAAAUUAAUGAAACUCGAGGAAACGACGAAGACACCACUAAAGAUGAAGCUGAUCAAACUACAGCAGAGCCAGAGCCGGUAUAUAGAAAAAAGGCCAGGACGCAGAAGAGAAGCACCAGAAGGGUGCGGAUCAAGACGAUGCCAAUGGAUAUGGAGGACGACUUGGCUACAGUUGACAUUCACAAGAAAUUAGGCAAAAUCGAACAAGAUGCUAAUCCAGAUACGGACGAAAGUGAAGAAGUCAGCAGCGAAGAAGACGAGAGUGAAUACGAAGAGGCGAAGAAGACUAAAUGGGCCAAGCUGGAUGCUCAGAAGCGAAACGCCUUUGUGAGCAACAAUUUCGUUCGACUGAAAAUUAAUAAGAAGAACAGGGGGAAGUUCUUUAAACGGAGAUGA